Messenger RNA from Lagenorhynchus albirostris (white-beaked dolphin), 3782 nucleotides. It is a transcript of the gene FLYWCH1, whose product is annotated as FLYWCH-type zinc finger 1. Lineage: Eukaryota; Metazoa; Chordata; Mammalia; Artiodactyla; Delphinidae. Bases 527 to 2686 code for a protein of 719 amino acids. The transcript has 11 exons. The record is from RefSeq and is a predicted model, not a curated record.
GGCCAGCGGGGCAGCGCGCGCGGAACGGAGCUCGCUCCCGAGAGGGCAGGUGGGGGCGGGGAGUGGGCACCCGGGUUGCGGUGGCCGGAGGGGCCUGGGCCGCGAGGUCGGCGCCUGUGGCUGCGGCGGCCCGAGGCCAGAGGACCCGCCGCGGCUCGGUCUCCGGAGAGGGAGGGCCCCGCUGCCGUCGCCGCCCGGCCGGUGCCCGAUGAAAUCAGCCCAGAGAAGUGAUGGGAUUUGCCCCAGGUCUCCCACCCAGCAAGUCAGCGCUAACGACGGGUGUUGGUGGACAGUGAUGGUGGUUCUCACUCUUGUGUAUGAAGACCAGAAGCCAAGGAGCCCUCAGUGACCACGGAUUCUCUGGACACCUCCACAGCCCUGUCCCCUCUCAGCUGAGGCAGAGCCAGCACCAGCUCAGACACAAGGACGGAGCCCUUGAACUGCUGGGUUCCUUCCAGGGAGGUGGAGGAGAAAUCCAUCUGCUGGGGCCUGAGCGUGGCCUGGGGGCCAGGCCAUCGGUCCCAGAAUGCCCCUGCCCGAGCCCAGUGAGCAGGAGGGCGAGAGCGUGAAGGCCGGCCAGGAGCCCUCCCCUGAGUCCCCUGAGCCGGGCACAGAUGUCAUCCCUGCAGCCCCCACGAAGCCCACGGAGUUCUCCGAACUGGUCCUACUGACAGCCUCCACUGAGAAUGGGGAUGGAGUGGACUCCCAGCCCAAAGCAGUGCACUGUGUCCUGUCCUUGGAGAUGUCUGGCCCUGACACCCUGGCUGGGACCCCCCAGAUCCUGCCAGUAGAGGAACAGCAGGGGGCAGUCCAACCAAGCCCCCAGGCCCAGGAACUGAAACACAGCAAGCCAGACACAGCAGCCCCCCAGCCCCUGGAGUUCCUGAGGACCCCAUUUGGGGGCCGCCUGCUGGUGCUGGAGUCCUUCCUGUACAAGCAGGAGAAGGCUGUGGGGGACAAGGUAUACUGGAAGUGCCGCGAGCACACCGAGCUGGGCUGCCGGGGCCGGGCCAUCACCCGUGGCCUAAGGGCCACGGUGAUGCGGGGCCACUGCCACCCGCCCGAUGAGGAGGGCCUGGAGGCCCGGCGCCAGAGACAGAAGCUGCCCAGCCCAGCCCUGCCCGAAGGCUUGGGGGAUCCCCAGGGCCCCGGCGGCCGAGUGGAGGAGCCCCUGGAGGGGGUGGGCCCGUGGCUGUGCCCCGAGGAGCCGGAGCCGGCCCCGGGGCCAGUGCUGAGCAAGCCAGCUCCCGAGGAGGAUGAGGGGCUCCGAGCCCUGUCGCUGCUGAGCUUGCCUCCCAAGAAACGCCCGACGCUGGGGACCGGAGGGCCCCCGCCCCUGGAGUUCCUGAGAACCUGCUACGGGGGCAGCUUCCUGGUGCACGAGUCCUUCCUCUACAAGCGGGAGAAGGCUGUGGGGGACAAGGUGUACUGGACGUGCCGGGACCACACGCUGCAUGGCUGCCGCAGCCGGGCCAUCACACAGGGCCAGCGGGUGACUAUCAUGCGUGGCCACUGCCACCCGCCUGACGUGGAGGGUCUGGAGGCCCGGCGGCAGCAGGAGAAGGCCAUGGAGUUGCUGCGGGCCAGGCCGGGCGGCCCCGGGGGCCAAGUGGACAAGGUGCUCCAAGGCGUGGACAGCCUGUUCUACCGCAGGGGGCCGGGCCCCCUGACUCUCACCAGGCCCCGGCCCAGAAAGCGGUCAAAGGCCAAAGAUCAGGACCUCCUGGCCCAGCCGCAAGGCGAGGAGGACCAGGACGAGGACCUGGGAGGCCCUGAGUUCCUGAGGACCCCUCUGGGGGGCAGCUUCCUGGUGUACGAGUCCUUCCUCUACAGGCGGGAGAAGGCGGCCGGGGAGAAGGUGUACUGGACGUGCCGGGACCAGGCCCGCAUGCGCUGCCGCAGCCGAGCCAUCACCCAAGGCAAGCGGGUGACAGUGAUGCGAGGCCACUGCCACCCGCCCGACCUGGGGGGCUUGGAGGCCCUGCGGCAGCGAGAGAAACGCCCUGGCACGGCUCAGCGAGGGAGCUCUGGAGGCCCUGAGUUCCUGAGGACCCCUCUGGGGGGCAGCUUCCUGGUGUACGAGUCCUUCCUCUACAGGCGGGAGAAGGCGGCCGGGGAGAAGGUGUACUGGACGUGCCGGGACCAGGCCCGCAUGCGCUGCCGCAGCCGAGCCAUCACCCAGGGCCAGCGGGUCAUGGUGAUGCGCAGACACUGCCAUCCGCCCGACCUGGGGGGCCUGGAGGCCCUGAGGCAGCGGGAGCAGCUCCCCAGCCCAGCCCAGAGGGAAGGCUCAGGUGUGGAAACCCUCCAGCCCCUGGAGUUCCUGAGGACCUCUCUCGGGGGCAGGUUCCUGGUGUACGAGUCCUUCCUCUACAGGAAGGAGAAGGCGGCCGGGGAGAAGGUAUACUGGAUGUGCCGGGACCAGGCCCGCUUGGGCUGCCGCAGCCGGGCCAUCACCCAGGGCCAGCGGGUGACCGUCAUGCGCAGCCACUGCCACCUGCCUGACCUGGCGGGCCUGGAGGCCCUGAGGCAGCGGGAGCGGCUCCCCAGCACAGCCCAGCAGGAAGACCCAGAAAAGACAAAACUUCUGCCUGAAGUUCAACUGUGCUUCGAGACUUGUGCUCCUGAAAGCCAACAGAGCUAUGGGAAGGUGGAAGAUACACAUCUGGACAGCGAGUCCCAAUGAGGCCAGCCUCCUCCCGGACUCAGCAGAGGAACCUCACGUGUCACCUGCGUCAAGGAUGCUCCAGGUCCACACAGAACCCCGGCAUUUCCCACCACGUUAGAUUUUGCUCGACAAAACCUCUUUCACUCUUCCAAAGCAUCCACGGCCUUCACAUUUCCUCAAGAGGCCUCCCAGGAGGAACACUUCGAUGGUGUCUCCCUGCCGACAAAGAAGAGCCCCAGGAGCUGGUGGCCCGCAGCUGUGUGUGACGUGGAGUGACGUGGGGAGGGCCACGGCCACCAAAAGCUCUGAGGAAGGAAGCAUCGUUCACAAAGACACCUGCCCCUGCCCUGGUGCAAAUACCCAUCUGUUUUCAGAGCCCACGGCUUUGCCAAGGGCUUUCCUGUUGGGUGUGGUCCUGCUUCAGCUCCACAACGUGGAAAAUCAUCGUGGAGGCCACUUCAAGACGAAGGUGGGGCACGUUUGGGGAAGUUCCUGCUUCCUCAGGCUGAGCUGCCCCUGCGGUUCCAGCCGCCCCAGGUGUUUUCCGGGUAGGUGCCAGGUGGGCCUUCAUGCUCCUUGGCCAUCUGCUGCCGGGGUGUGGCUGUCCCAUUAACAGAGCAGGCCGAAACCAGAGGCCUUGCUACACCCUCUGUUAGAGUUCCCUUUGCUGUUUUCCAACUUAAAUUAAACCCAGUGUCCACAGUCCCCAGGGCAGGUGUUGUUCAGGCCCUGGAAGCCAGCCUGACGGCUGCAGGAAGCCAGCACUGGGCAAACUCCACCGGGGUCGCCCACGUUCGCCUGAUGCAGGAGGAGAGGCAGACCCCGAUGACAGCAGGUGCAACCCCUUCUCCUGUCUGACGGCACGGCAGGGAGACGGCCUGCAGGGAGCAGUGAGCCCAUGUUCCCCACGAACUCCAGAGGCUGCUGCUUGCUAACAGGGCCGCAUCCUCCCCAGCGGGCUCCUUGAAUUGCAGGGGGAGCACACGGUGCAGGCUUCCUCCCACCAAGCUGGCCAUGCAGCCUGCCGUCCAGCCAUGGGACAGUGACAGCUCAGACACCCCCCACUGUCCUUCUGCCUAUACAUUUCCUGCAAUAAACCUGAUUUUAUAUCUUA